Acanthopagrus latus (yellowfin seabream) is the source of this 2431-nucleotide messenger RNA. RefSeq names its product brain enriched myelin associated protein 1 (gene bcas1). The record is from RefSeq and is a predicted model, not a curated record. The coding region runs from base 603 to 2138 and encodes 511 amino acids. The transcript has 16 exons. Lineage: Eukaryota; Metazoa; Chordata; Actinopteri; Spariformes; Sparidae. Gene Ontology annotation, biological process: myelination.
CUGCCACCUAGCGGACAGGAAAGCCUCGAGUUUUACCUUAAGAACGAGUAUUUAACUUAAUAUUUUUCAAUUUUCUCCAUCCAAUAGUACAAUGAGGGUGUCCAUCGAUCCAACACAUGCUUUAAAAACCAAGUCAGUGCGGAGGCGUGCCAGGCCGAUAUCCUUAAUCCACAUCCUGCUACAUAACAGCUACAUCUGUCAACAAACAGGCCCUGCACCGCCUUAUCAAAGUGUGACUGAGUGGAGCGUAACUUAAAUUCUGAUGUCGUCGGAGCAUUUUCAGACAAGAGAGAUUACUGUGAGCUAAUCAUGUGCCUCUGCUAAGAGCACCAGCGCUCUGUUGGGCGGACGGCGGGCUGUCCACUGGAGGAAAUCCAAUUGAUCACCUGAAAACAGUCCCACCCAUUUUUAAAGCACACAUAAAGUAGCCUGUUAACAAUAGCCUAUAUACACAGUUGGGCAGGAGCAGCAAAUCCAUCUCACUGACAGAGUGACAGACACAUGUUUUUCUUAAGGAGGAUAUCACUCGCUUGACUUGCUGAGAAGUGUGACAAGUUGAAUCUGAGCUAAACGCCUGUGUCUGUAGGGCUCAGCUGGGAAAAAUGGGGAAUGAGAAUUCCAAGAACAAAGAGGCGACCCAGAAUGGGACAGUUCCUGAGAAGCAUGAAAACGGAUCCGCGAACGUCGUUUCUGCAAACGUCACAUCGAAUGGAUUAGAGAUUGAUGUUAAAGGUGAGACAGUAAUCCAUCAAAAUGGCGGGGCCCCCUCCUUAAACCAUUCCACUGAAUCAACCGAGCCUGAUUAUGUUGUAAUCGAAGCACAGUGUCAACCUGUUGAGGCGGCAGUCAUUUCCAAAAUCCCUGAAACCACCAUCCAGAAGGAGGAGGUCAAGAAAAGUAAGGAGGAAAAAGGUCGUCUUUUUGGCAAAAUGUUCAAAAAGAAAGCAGAACCUCCAGCUGAUGUCAAGAGUGUUCAGGAAACAGAGAAGUCAGGCGAAGAUCAAAUGGAUGCAGGUCCUCCUGCCACUGACCCACAGCUGGAGACAGCUAACCUAAAGCAAGAAGCAGAGUCGUUACCGGAGCCGGAAAGUGUGACUCCAGGCCAGGGUCCAGAGGAAGAUAAAGCUCCCGAAACUGAGGACGGAAACAGUGAUCCUGCGGAAAACCAAGAGGACAGUAACCCAGAAGAGAAUCCAGUUAUGAACUUCUUCAAAACACUAGUGACUCCCACUAAAACAUCCAAAAAGGAAACAGCUGCUCCAGAUGCCACAAAAGACCAGUCCCAGAAGGAGGCCCAACCAGCUGCAAUUACUACUGUUGCACAAGUGUCGGAGCCGCCUGCAGCACCCAAAGGAAUGUCAAUCCCACCACCACCUCCUCCAGAGCCGCCGAAAAUGGAAAUCAAAGGGGAGCCAGCUGCCAAACCUGUAAAACCCACACCGAAAGAAGAACCAAAAGCCGCUGCGAAGGAACCCGAGUCCUCAAAAGGAAAAUCAGCCAAAGAUACUCUGAGCAAAUUCUUCCGCCCAAAGACAAUCAAGGACGCACCAAAGCCUGCAGUAGAAACAGAAGUACAGGAGACACCAGUGGAGGUGCCAGAACCAGUUGUAGAAGUCCAGAGUGAGAAAAGUGUUGAACCUCAUGAGACAGCCGAGGAGGUGGCGAAGCAACAGCAGAUGGUGGAAGAGGCACCACAGCCAGUAGUAGAAGAUGAAAAGGUGGACCCCUCAAAAGCCAGCACCUUGGAGGCUGCUGCAAAGCCAGAGCCGCCACCCGCUGUUCAGGAAGAAAAGAAACCAGCCUCAAAAUCCUCCUUCAUGUCUCUCUUCAAGCCUAAAACUGCUGAUCCCAAAAAGGCGACCCCCGCCCCAGCUGCAGCAGCAGAGGCAGCUCAGACAGCCAAGACCAAGGAGGAACCGAAAGCAGCGGCCAAGUCGUCAGAGGCGGCCGCGGAUAACAAACCAGCUUCAGCGGCCCCGCAAGCUGGAGAUGAACCGGCCAGUGUGCCCAAGAAACUGGAGAAGAGGAACUCCAUCCACUUGUUCUUUAAAAAUCUGGGUCAGAGACGUAACUCCUCAGAGGCCGGGGUCCAGACGGAGCCAGUCACUGUCACUCCAGCAGCUGAGAAGGCCAAAUGAAACCAAAAGCAACACUCGCAUUUCCCUGUACAGACCUCCCUCUCUCUUCCCUGCUCUUACUCAAUCUUUAUCCGUCUCUCUCUUUCUCAUCUCCAAUUCAACUCCUGAUGAAUAACCGCAAAUCUUUUUUUUUUUUUUUUGUCAUUGUUACUGGGUGAGAAUACAAAAGAAAAGUGACUCACAGGAUAACAGCAAGUGUGACAGAGAUGAAUAGUGGGCAGGAAGUUGACUAAGUGGUGAUGUGAAAUGGUUAAAUGUGACGUUAUUGAGACAUAUAUAUAUAUAUAUAUAUA